AUGGCACCAGUUCAAGACCCGCCAAAUGAGAACAUUUCCUGGCAUAUCCUAGUUGGAACUAUUGUCACCAUUAUCCCGGCUACCAUAUGUGUGAUCUUGCGAUUCAUUGCCCGCUAUAUCCCCGGCAUUGGCCUGUGGUGGGAUGACUAUACCAUCGCAGCAUCUCUGGUGGUCAACUGGGGUAUGGCUGCUUUGAGAUGGGCGCAGAUCGCGUUGUAUGACUAUGGCCGUCACUCUCAAUAUGUGACAAAGGAGCAGCGCAUCGGAUUUCUCAAGAGUUUCUUGGCUGUCCAAAUCCUAUAUUUCACCAAUGCCGUCUUGACAAAGGCAUCGCUGCUGCUUCUCUUCCACCGUAUUUUUGGUGUGGUUAGAUGGUUUCGCUGGGUUCUCUGGGCGUCCGGAGUCCUGGUCAUUUGCUAUUUUAUCGCCUGUGUAAUUGCAUCGAUUGCGGGAUGUUCGCCAGUGGCGAAGUUUUGGGACACUGACAUACCAGGACACUGCAUCAACGAAAUCGCCUUCUUCCGCUGGAAUGGCGUUGCGAACAUGAUUCUGGAUUUCCUAGUGCUUUCCCUGCCAUUCCCGAUGGCUUGGCGAGUGAACACAACCCUUCGACAAAAGCUGAUUCUGACUGGUAUCUUCCUACUCGGUAGCUUUGUCUGUAUUGUCUCAAUCCUUCGAGUUGUGAGCUUUGAUAAUGCAAACCCGAAUGAUCCAACUUUCUCCAAUGUCAAUCCGGCAACUUGGUCCUCGGUUGAGCAAUCUGUUGGGAUAAUCUGUGCCUGUCUUCCCACGCUCCGGCCUCUCUUCCGACGGCUGUAUGGCUCCUCGAGAGCAGACUCGCAUAUGGAUGGUAGCUCUUCCUAUGAUGAUCAACACCCAACCUCGCUACCUCGACGCUUGUCGCAGUAUGAUGACGACAGCAGCAUUCUUGGAUUUGCCCAAUCGAAUUCAACGCGGCAUGACAUGCGCAGUACUUCCUCGCAUCAGCUAGAAGUGAUGCAGAGUAUGAAUCGCGCACCAACAGUUCAUGAGGAUAAUGACCGUCCUAUUUCGCAGGCUUCGUAUAUGAAUAUGAACAGACAGGUAUCUGCAGCUAAAUCAUUUGGUUAA
Penicillium paradoxum is the source of this 1110-nucleotide messenger RNA. RefSeq lists its product as uncharacterized. The transcript has 4 exons. Lineage: Eukaryota; Fungi; Ascomycota; Eurotiomycetes; Eurotiales; Aspergillaceae. The record is from RefSeq and is a predicted model, not a curated record. Bases 1 to 1110 code for a protein of 369 amino acids.